AUGUCCUUAGGGGCUCACAGUGACGCUUCCAGGUGUAAGAAUUUUGCCCUGACCUUGAAAGGACUGGCUCAGACCCGGUUUCAAUGCCUUCAUGAGAGUUCUGUCACUAGCUUUGAUGAUCUGGCUGCAAGGUUCAUGAGCCAAUAUGCAUCAUUCGUUAGGCGACCCAAACAGUCCAUUGUGAUGAUGAAGUGCAAGCAAAAAAAAGAGGAAUCACUCAAUGAAUACAUCGCACAGUUUAGCACAAAGUGCUUAAUAGUUAGCAAGCCCGAAAAUUCCAUCAUUCUCCUAGCUUUCAGGUCAGGGUUGAAUGAUGAAAGAUUCGAUGGCAGAAGGUUCAAGAAAGAUGAUGGUUGGAUAAACAUUCACAACAUGGAUAAUGUUAGAGAAAGAACAGAAAGAUUCACAGCCUCAGAAAAUUUUAGACAUAUUGCUACUGGUCUCAGAAGAGAAAGACAUGAGAAAAGAAACCACAACAACUACAACAACAAUAAUCGCAGCAGCAACAGAGAAUCACACCUAGGAGACCUGAUACGGGAACAGGGCAAAAGGACCUGA
This is a messenger RNA of Amaranthus tricolor (Joseph's coat), 558 nucleotides long. RefSeq lists its product as uncharacterized. The record is from RefSeq and is a predicted model, not a curated record. Bases 1 to 558 code for a protein of 185 amino acids. The transcript has a single exon. Lineage: Eukaryota; Viridiplantae; Streptophyta; Magnoliopsida; Caryophyllales; Amaranthaceae.